AUGUCAUGCCCAGAUUGUUACAGUGGUGCCGUCCACGAGGGUCAACCGCGCGGAGAAGUCACCAAAGCUUACGGACUGGACACAUACGUCGUCAAUCCAGCUGAUGGACGGCCUGCCAAAGGCAUCGUGGUCAUUCUUCCAGAUGCGUUUGGAUGGGAUUUUGUAAACAUCAGGCUGCUUGCGGAUAGCUAUGCCGACAAGGGAGACUUUAAGGUGUAUGCUCCCGACUUUAUGAAAGGUCACUCGGCACCAUUGUACUUGCUUGACAGCAUGAAGGUCAUGGGAAGCGAUGCUGGAAUCUUUACCAAGCUCCGACACCUGUUCCCUAUUAUAAGUGGUAUAGUUCCUUUUCUCUGGAUCAAUUGGCCUUCCAAAGCAUGGCCUCGAGUCAAGGGCUUCUUUGAACAGCUGCGAAAAGAAGAAGGCGCUUCGCAAUCAGUCGGCGCUGCUGGCUUCUGCUGGGGUGGCAAGCAGGUCGUGCUGCUGGGCCGUGGCGAUCAAAUCGACGGGCGGCCGCUGAUUGAUGCUGGAUUUACCGGACACCCGUCUCUCUUGAGCCUUCCCGCCGACAUUAACGGCCUUACACUGCCAGUAGCAUUUGCUUUGGCCGAUCAAGAUUCCAACCUUCCGGUUGAGAAAGCUGAGGAUAUCAGGACCAUCGUUGAGGCGAAGCCCGAGUCAGCUCGAGGAGAGGUGAAGGUCUACCCUAACUGUAGCCAUGGCUUCUGUGUUAGGGUAGAUCAAAAGUUUGACGACGUUGUAAAGCAGGCAGACGAGGCGACUGAUCAGUGCAUUGCGUGGUUCAAUGCUCACUUUAAAACUUCUACAUAA
Messenger RNA from Trichoderma gamsii, 831 nucleotides. RefSeq names its product dienelactone hydrolase family protein. The record is from RefSeq and is a predicted model, not a curated record. Bases 1 to 831 code for a protein of 276 amino acids. NCBI's taxonomy places the organism in Eukaryota, Fungi, Ascomycota, Sordariomycetes, Hypocreales, Hypocreaceae. Gene Ontology annotation, molecular function: hydrolase activity. The transcript is spliced from 3 exons.